CUCCCGCAAACCGCGGCGUAGCUAGGGAUUGGUGGAGAAGGCGGCGACCGUCCCCGCGGAGGCGACGACAGGGCGACCUCUGGGAGUCGCAGCAGCGCUCGUGCUGUGGUGGUCGUUAGCGUCCUGCUGGUCAGUUCCGCGUCGCCCUGCGCUGCUGCAGCCGCCGCGGAACCAUGGCUGUGCUUGUCGUGCUCCUGUCGUCCUUGGUGGCGGGUAUCUUAGGGAACGAAUUCAGUAUAUUAAGAUCACCAGGAUCUGUUGUUUUCCGGAAUGGAAAUUGGCCUAUUCCAGGAGAGCGAAUCCCAGACGUGGCUGCGUUGUCAAUGGGCUUCUCUGUGAAAGAGGACCUUUCUUGGCCAGGCCUUGCAGUAGGUAACCUAUUCCACCGUCCUCGAGCUACUGUUAUGGUGAUGGUGAAAGGAGUGGACAAGCUUGCUCUACCCCCAGGCAGCGUCAUUUCGUACCCUUUGGAAAAUGCAGUUCCUUUUAGUCUUGACAGCGUGGCAAAUUCCAUUCACUCCUUAUUUUCUGAAGAAACUCCUGUGGUUUUGCAGUUGGCUCCCAGUGAGGAAAGGGUGUACAUGGUGGGGAAGGCAAACUCAGUUUUUGAAGAUCUCUCAGUAACACUCAGACAGCUCCGCAAUCGACUGUUUCAAGAAAACUCUGUUCUUACUUCACUUCCCCUCAAUUCUCUGAGUAGGAACAAUGAAGUUGAUCUCCUUUUUCUUUCUGAACUGCAAGUGCUACGUGAUAUUUCAAGUUUGUUGUCUCGACAUAAGCAUCUAGCCAAGGAUCAUUCUCCUGAUUUAUACUCACUGGAGUUGGCAGGCCUGGAUGAAAUUGGGAAACAUUAUGGGGAAGACUCUGAACAAUUUAGAGAUGCCUCUAAGAUCCUUAUUGAUGCUCUGCAAAAGUUUGCAGAUGACAUGUACAAUCUCUAUGGUGGGAAUGCAGUGGUAGAGUUAGUGACUGUCAGAUCAUUCGACACAUCCCUUGUGAGGAAGACGAGGAAUAUCCUUGAGACAAAACAAGUGAAGGACCCCUCAACUCCCUAUAACCUUGCAUAUAAAUAUAAUUUUGAAUAUUCAGUGGUUUUCAACCUGGUACUUUGGAUAAUGAUCGGCUUGGCCUUGACUCUGAUUGUCACCUGUUACAAUAUUUGGAACAUGGAUCCUGGAUAUGAUAGCAUCAUCUAUAGGAUGACAAACCAGAAGAUUCGAAUGGAUUGAACUUUGCUUAUGCCAAACUUGGAAAGAAAGAGGGUUUGAAAAUUGGCUGUAAAAAUAAAUCUUUUAGUGUAGUUUAAACUAGAUAGUACACUUUAAAUUUAUAAAAAAUCAAAUUUUGUUCUCUUUUGUGUAUGCCUGUGAUGUUCUUUUAGAGUGAAUUAUAUAGUAUUGAUGUGAGUUGACUUGUGUGAUAUAGAUUCCAUAAUAUGCUUAAAUACGAUGAUAUAACCAUUUAAUAUAAUUUCAUUCCAUUUACUAUUUGGAAAUAUGCACUGUAAUAAAUGUAAAACAUUUAGAAUAGUUUGUGUUAUUUAUGUUGGGAAAAUGCACUGAAUUUGAAAUGUUUAACUUCCUUACACAGGACAGGUUAAAAGUGACAUUUGGGCUGUUAUAUACUAUGAACCAUUUGUAAAUGUUUUAAUGUAAAUAUCUCUGAAACAAGAAAAGGUUUCUAACUUCAAGCAGCUAUUAACUAUGAAUGUGCUUACGCAGUCACUCACAUUUUCAGUUGCAUCUGAUUGACAGAUGAUAGCUGUUUUUUUUAAUCUCUUCUGAAAGUUUGGUGAUCUGAAUGGUCAAGUGUGGAUAUUAAACAUACUACAUUAAUCUAAGAAUGAACUACUUUAAUAAACUAGCUUUGUGGAGUUAAGACACUUGUAAUCAUAUACACAAAAACAUUUGGGGGACAUCUUGGGGCAUGAUUUCAGUCAUUUUUCCCCUUGUGUAAGUUACUCUGGUUUACGGUACAAAAUCGUUCUACAUAGAAUGUUAAGUGGAAGUAGAUACUCCCUACUUUUCAUGUGAAAGUGGACCAAUGUCUAUAAAGAGUGACAAAUAAAGUUAAUAAUGAU
This is a messenger RNA of Odocoileus virginianus texanus, 2080 nucleotides long. It is a transcript of the gene ATP6AP2, whose product is annotated as ATPase H+ transporting accessory protein 2. Gene Ontology annotation, cellular component: external side of plasma membrane; membrane. Gene Ontology annotation, molecular function: signaling receptor activity. Gene Ontology annotation, biological process: positive regulation of Wnt signaling pathway. The record is from RefSeq and is a predicted model, not a curated record. Lineage: Eukaryota; Metazoa; Chordata; Mammalia; Artiodactyla; Cervidae.